AUGCCCAAAGUCAAAGGCAUCUUAUCAUCCUGUCCUCGGAAAGAUAGCAUAGUUGAGGUAAAAACAAAACAGUUUGCCCAUAUUAAUUGUUAUAUAUUGUUGCAUAUUUUGUUAUAUAUACUGUAUAUAUAUUUUCCAGGCCUUGUCGCUAUAAUGGAGGGAGACGCAUCUCUUAACAAUACAAAUUUAACACGUUUCAUGGCAAUUUUGACCAUGGAAAAGUUGGACCUACCACCAUCCAGUGCCUUUUUCAUAUUCAUUUUUGGCAUCUUUACAUACUGUUUAAUUUUGUUCUUCCACUCAGUGCUGCUUGUGACUAUUGUUGUCAAAAGGGAUCUGCAUAAGCCCAUGUACAUACUGCUGUUUAAUUUGUCCAUGUGUGACCUUAUGGGAGCUACGGGUUUUUAUCCACAGCUGGUUUGUAGUAUAUUGUUUCAGACGAGAGAAAUCUCCUACCCUGCCUGUGCCUUGCAAGGCAUCGUUCUUCACAUCUAUGGGAAUGGAUCUCUUUUAUUUCUCACUGUUAUGUCUUAUGACCGAUACAUUGCCAUUUGCAAGCCUUUGAGCUACCACAAUUUGAUGACUGAAGCUGUCUUGGUAAAACUUAUUUUUAUAGUUUGGUCUGUAAAUUUUUUAAAUAUUGUGUCUCUAUUUACGCUCACAUUAAGCAAAGAAAUUUGCAGGAUAAACAUAGUGGACACAUUCUGCAAUAAUCCAUCUUUAUUGAAGUUAAGCUGUGAGGAUACAAGACUGGUUAACUACUAUGGCUUGUUUGGUAUAGCUCUUUUCCAAGGCUCUUCCAUACUGAUAGUUUCAUUAACAUACAUAAAAAUCCUAAUUACCUGUCUUUCUACAAAACAGACACAAUCUAUAAGUAAGGCAAUGCAAACAUGUGGGAUGCAUCUCACUGUUUUUUUGAGUUUUGAGGUUAACGCAUUCUUACUACUGAUUUCUCACAGGUUACAAUCAGUUUCUCCACACAUACGAAGGGCCUUUGGUGUUUCAAUUCUUAUAUUUCCUCCAAUUCUUAACCCUCUAAUUUACGGGUUAAAAACAAAGGAAAUUAGAACAACAAUUUUUAAAUUUUUUAUUUCUUCACAAGGAAGGUUUUUAAUUAACCUGACAGAUAAGUAA
This is a messenger RNA of Neoarius graeffei (lesser salmon catfish), 1134 nucleotides long. RefSeq names its product olfactory receptor 4K15-like. The coding region runs from base 1 to 1134 and encodes 377 amino acids. Lineage: Eukaryota; Metazoa; Chordata; Actinopteri; Siluriformes; Ariidae. The transcript has 2 exons. Gene Ontology annotation, molecular function: olfactory receptor activity; G protein-coupled receptor activity. Gene Ontology annotation, biological process: G protein-coupled receptor signaling pathway. Gene Ontology annotation, cellular component: membrane. The record is from RefSeq and is a predicted model, not a curated record.